AGGAGGAAUCCGAAAGAGGAAGUUUAAAGUGUACCCCAAUAAACAGAUAAUUACUUUAAUCAGAAAAUGAGCUGCAUCAUUUUUUGCCAGAUUUUGAAAAUUACAAUUUUUUGUGUGAAGAUUGAAAAAUAAUGGAAAACUUAGCAGGGAAGGAGUUGGGUGACUGUGCACUUACUGAGUUUGUGAGCAAGGGGAGUUUUGGGUUUGUGUAUAAAGCCCGACUGAAGGAGGCAGGUACCACGGGGUUCAAGAGCGAAAUUUAUGCCGCCAAGCUUUUAAGCCUAGAAAAUGCCACAGACCGUCAUCGAGAACUUGUCAACAGAGAAAUAGAGAUUUUACAGCAAGUGGACCACCCAAAUGUGGUACAUUAUCACUACCACAUAGUGGUGGACAAGAUAGCAUGUAUAGUAAUGGAGUACUGCGGCGGGGGUACCUUGUAUCAACACAUACAGAAUCUUAAGAAAGAUAACAAGGUUAUGGACGAGGAGGAGUUCGUUAGUACAUUAGUACAAAUCUCCAAAGGCGUAGAGUUUCUUCAUGACAACGCUGUCAUACACCGAGAUCUGAAGACCAAAAACAUGCUGUACACAGACGACAGGAAAGUGAUCAAAAUCGGAGACUUCGGGGUAGCCAAGCUUAUAAGCAACAGUCCUGAGAUGUCGGUUUUAGUCGGAACACCGUAUUAUCUGAGCCCGGAGAUUCUCGAAGAAAAACCGUAUGAUGAAAAGACAGACAUUUGGAGUCUUGGGUGCUCCUGUUACGAAAUGGCGACAGGGAAUUAUGCAUUUCAUCUCGAUACAAUGGAAGCCUUAAAAGAGGCUGUAUGCAACGGGAAGCUCCCGGAGAGUCCGCCUAUUUCAUACAAUGAAGACAUCGAAAAUCUGAUCAAGCAGAUGCUGUCUAAAGUGAGCGCAGAUCGACCAACUAUAAAACAAAUCCUCAAGUUUCUCCAGGAGCCACAGACAUAUAGACCAAAAAGAAAUGAGCCAUCUUCUCUGAAGGUUACAGGAAAUGUUUCUCCGGAUUCAAAUGUUUACUGUUAUAAAGGAAUGGAGGAAAAAAUGAAGAAGAAAAACAGAAAAUUUUGGGAAAAGGAGUCAGAAAAACUACAGAAAACACUGAUUAAAAAUCUUGACCACUAUCAAGCUCCCGAAAUUCUUGUAAAAAUAAAGAAAAUGCAAAGAAAAGGCACGGAGAAGAAAGAUAUUCAGAAGGAGAUAAUUCGCCUUUUUGAUAAUGCUACAUGUGUUAAGCUUUAUCCUUUGAUAGCGGCCAUGGACUGUUUUGAAAAAGGAAUCAGAGAGACACAAGGACCAACAGAAUUUGAUAUGUCACUUUCUGGAACCUUAAGUAUUAUUCCAAAGGAUUAGAAAGAAGACAAAUAUUUGUGAUAGUAUCUGAGGAUCGGAUCAUGUAAUUAUAUGGAC
This is a messenger RNA of Saccostrea cuccullata (small rock oyster), 1427 nucleotides long. Its product is annotated as serine/threonine-protein kinase Nek4-like. Gene Ontology annotation, molecular function: ATP binding; protein kinase activity. The record is from RefSeq and is a predicted model, not a curated record. The transcript is spliced from 10 exons. Gene Ontology annotation, biological process: protein phosphorylation. Lineage: Eukaryota; Metazoa; Mollusca; Bivalvia; Ostreida; Ostreidae. Bases 132 to 1370 code for a protein of 412 amino acids.